Caenorhabditis angaria is the source of this 5735-nucleotide messenger RNA. The record is from the annotation of a GenBank genome assembly. Lineage: Eukaryota; Metazoa; Nematoda; Chromadorea; Rhabditida; Rhabditidae.
AUGACUGUUGAUGUUGUUGAAUUGCAUUUGAAUCGAAAUGUGAGUUUCUUUAUGGGCGGGAAGAUCAGUCUCAAACUAUUUUUUGAUUUCACAAUUUCCAAAAAAAAUUUUAGACUACACUUUUGAGAGCUUCCAAACCACGAGGUCCAAAAAAGCGUACUUCAUUUUCUCGAAUUUUUAUUUUAUGAGCCAUUUGAGCCAGACUAAUUGAAAAGUUUAGAUUUUGAAGUUAGAUACUUUCCUUUUCUCUUUUUUUUCGAUCAGACCAUUUUUUUGAGUAGGCGUUCCAAAUUUUGCUAAUUUUCUAGUUGUUUUUUUUUGCGAAAAAAAUGAGCAAAGUUCGAACUUUUUUUUUGAUAGAUAGAAAGUAUUCCCAAAAUGACGUGAAAUCUUUCAACCAAAUCCGACCACUCCCGGAUAUUUUUAGAAGAUUUCCGCUAAGUGUGUUUUUCUCCCCGCCCACCUAGCGUCUUCUUCUUCUUCUACUUCACAAAAUUCAAUUUAUGUAUCUCUUAAGGUAUUAUGCAACACGAAAAUACCACUUUUUUGUUUUUCUGUCGGUUUCGAAAUUUUUCCAGCCAAAACAGAGUUUUUGAUUGACGUUUUUUUUUGCAAUUGCUGAUAAAAUUGGUUUUUGGGGGUUUGACCAUUUCCUGGUUAGAUAAGAAGUCGUUGAAGAGAAAUUGUGAACAAUGAUUUGUGAAAUGCUUCGAGUGUUGUAGCGAAUAUUUUGGAGCAAGAAUUUUGGGGAACUCUGGAAUCGACCACGAAAAAAUAAGCUUGAUCCAAUUCCAGAUUAAGGCCCAUCUUCAUUUAAUAUUUUUAAAUCCAGAACUCUAUUUUUUUUUACAUAUUUCUAGCAAUACACUUAUUAAAUUUGACUCUUUCAGAAAAUUAUUCACUUCAAAUUUAAGAUCCAAUUCACAUUGAACAUUUUUCAGAAAUUCUGAAAAUUAUUAGAAAUCAAGAUCCAACAUGAUUCUCCGGGUCUAUUUCUAAAUUCACAACAUUUUUAUUCAGUAUUCCAAAAAUAAAAAUAUUUUAUUUUCUUCCUCUUCUUUAAUAAUUCACAUCUUGCUUAUUUCAAAAAAUCCAAUUAUUUUUUGUGGUCAAAUUAAUCUUGACAUAAUUAUGUGUAUCUACAUCGUCGAGAUUGUGUGUUUUCUUGGUUCUCUUGUGCAUUCCCAAAAUAUCAAUAUCUUUCUUCUUUUUUUUUUCUCCACUCAAGGUUUCAGUUAGUUUUGCAAAUAAAUAAAAAAAAAUGCAAGAAAAUUAGUAUCUAGGUAUCUAGUGAUUGAAAACAGGUUUGAUGAUUCAAGAAGACGAAAUAGAGAAGAAUUAAAUGAAAAUGACCGGAGGUCUCGAAAGGAUCAGAAUAGAUUGAAAAAGUAUGAUGAGAGGAAGAGAGGAAAAAGAAAACGAGUGAUUGUUAUUAUUUUUAUUAAUAAUAUAAUAUGAUUGUAUGGAACGAUAUAUCGCCAGAAGAAAAAGAAGACAAGCAAAAAAUGAAGAAGAAGGAAAAGAGAUCGAAUCAAAAAUUCUAUUUAUUGUCUUUUCUCUAAGUCUCUCUAUCUCUGAUUUUCUUCGUCUUCGCUUCGGAAGAUUGUCAUCUGAACAUGAUGAAGAAAGAACACCUUCCUUCGAAGCCCCCUUCUAUUGUUUUUUUUUUUGAAAAAAUUGUUGUUUUUUUCUGACCUGAAAUUUCUGAGUCACCGUUUCUCUAAAAAAUGGGAGGAGGGUUCUACAUAUUUGGAAGAAGUGGAACUGAUUAUAAUUCUUUGAUCUUUUUUCUUGGGAAGAUUUGAUAAGAAUAGUGAAAUAGAGUAGACAAAUUUAUGCUUUGGUUUCAGAGGUUUUUACUCAAAAUGUUCAGAACUUUUUGGACUCAAUCCUAAAUAUUUUUCUCAAAAUCUUACAGUUUUCCAUUGAGCUUGUCGAUUUUUGUCCCAAGGCUGUGUCAAGUUUCAGAUAAUCUGUUAUAUCUACCAAUAUUUUAGAGUUUGAUAGAAUUUGUCAUGUGAGCAGUCGCAUGCUUCAAAAAAUCUUGUAAAUAUUUUAAAAUUAUUUCAUUCCUCUCCAGUGGUGUUUUCUCAUAUAAAAGAACGAUAAAAUCUGAAACUUUAUUUUUCUAUUCAAAAUUUUCUUCGAAACUCAAAAUCUCUUCCACUUCUCAAUUUUCUAUUCAUCUCUGAUGCACCAAAAACGAAAACGAACUCCACUUUUCUUCUUCGUCGUCGGAAUUAAUAAGAUGUUCUCUGAAAUUCCACCGGUGUUCCUCAAAUUUCUCUUCUCUUUCUCUAUAUGUAUCUCUGUUUUUUUUGCAUAUUUAAACAACUGUAAAAGUUUUCCUUUCUUCUUUUUUCCUUCUUCCUAAUGUAGUCACGGUCAUAAAUAAUAUUAAUAAUCAGAUACCAGCAAAAAUUCAUCAGAUACCAGAAACCUACAUAUGAUUUUUUCGGAUGCGGGUUUUGACACAAAAUAAUUUUUGAAACCUUUUUUCUUCUAACCUUGACUACAAUUUCUUUCGUGUUUUUCAUUGAUGUCUGAUGUCUGAACUUGUUUUUCAAUUAUUUUUUUUCAAAAUUCAUUUUUUUUCAUGUCAUCAUGUCAUGUAAAAAAUAAGAUUGGGACACCCAAUUAUUCAUCGCCUCCCUAACAUUUUUUGAAAAAAAAUGGUUUUUCUUCGAAAUAAAAAAAUAAAAUAAGUCAACUUACGUGGCGAAAGAUUUUAUCUCGCUGCCCUUUUUCUCAAUCAGAGAAGAAUUCCUGAAGAAUGAAACUUUUUGAAUUCCUUUCACUUUUUUCCACAAAAACAUAUUUUUUUCAGUUCGAUACUGCAAAGUUGGAAGAAGACAGAGCAAAAAUGUUAUAUGGUGAGUUUUUUUUUGGAAACUGUGGGGUACAAAAAAUGUUUUUUUUGCUCGAAUUUAAAAUCUACCAACUAACACAAUUAUGAUCCCUCCUCCUUUUUUUCUGAAAAUCGAAUUUUGCUGAAACUUUUUUUGCUUUCCGAAAACACUUUAGAGCAAAAAAUGUUUUGUCUCCUACAUCCCACACAAAAAUCUCUUAUCAAAUCGCUGUUGGUGGAUUUUUUUGUUUUAAAAAUUCAGAGAUAAAGUGCAACAUUUUUGAUACCAAAAAUCUGGUUUUUCCCUUCAAAUUGAUUCUUUCGAUACAUUCCCAUGGCAAAACAAAUCAUAAAUUUCGAAAAUAUUAUAGUCAUUGAUGUCAUAAUUUCUUUUUGUUUUGUUAACCAUCAAACUCACUCUUGCAUAAUCUUCGAAUCACCGGUUUGCCCAUUUUUCUUCUCCUCUCUUCUUUUCUCAAAAAAAAAACCGAAUCUGAUUAUCCAAUCCCAUCCACUUCACCAUUACUUACUUACUUUUUUCUUCUAACAACCACCACCAUGACGAGCAAAAAAACACGCGCAAAAUGUUUUUUGAGACCGGAAAUGUUUUAUCGAGUUUGAGGUUUUGAUAUAAACGAUCCUCAAUUAUUUUUUUUGCCUCAUUUUCAAAAAAAAUCUUAUGUCAAUGGAAAACGUUGGUGGUGGGUUACUGUAGUUAUUAUUUAUGAAAUUGAUCAAAAAAUUUAGUGAAGGUUACUGUACUUUUUCAAAAUACGUUUUAGAGUUUGAAAAUGAUUAAAAUUAAUGGAUGCCUAAGUCGGACCACUUAAAUAACAUUGUUCAAAUUUUCUGGUCCAAUUUUUAAGCUUGAUAAAUUGACUUUGAUUCUUUCAGAUGAAGCCUCCCCUUUUUUAUUCUAAAAUUACAUUUCUUAAAUUCAAAUUUACAGAAGAGCCGAUUUCUCUCGAAGAGGCAGCUCUGUCAGCCAACGAAAUAAUGGUUGCACCAAGCCGUAAAUCGUAUGUUCACGGCUGUUCAACCCAUCCACUUCUCUUCGAAACAGUCGGUGAACGAUUGAGAUCGGCUGUAGAUCAAGUACCUGAUAAGGAAUUUCUUAUUUUCCGCAAAGAAGGUAUCCGAAAAACAUAUUCACAAGUUGCUAGAGAUGUAAGAAUUCUGGAAAUUUAUAUUGGUUUUUCAAAUGUGAAAUAAUUUAGGCUGAAGAUCUUUGCCUUGGUCUUCUUCAUUUGGGAAUUUCAAAAGGCGAUCGGGUUGGUAUUUGGGGUCCAAAUACUUAUGAAUGGACAACAACACAAUUUGCAACUGCUCUGGGUGGAAUGGUUCUAGUCAAUAUAAAUCCAUCAUAUCAAUCUGAAGAAUUGAGAUAUGCAAUUGAUAAAGUUGGAAUCAAAGCAUUGAUAACACCACCAGGUUUCAAAAAAUCGAAUUAUUAUCAAAGCAUCAAAGAUAUUCUUCCGGAAGUUACACUUCGAGAACCUGGAAAAUCUGAUAUCAAUUCAAGAAACUUUCCAAUGUUUAAGCAUCUUAUUAUGUUUGAUGAAGAAGAUAAAUUAUAUCCAGGAGCUUGGAGAUAUACAGAUGUUAUGAAAAUGGGAACAGAAGAAGAUCAAUUACUUUUAUCACAAAUUGAAAGAGAAACUCAACCAGAUGAUCCAAUUAAUAUUCAAUAUACAAGUGGAACAACUGGACAACCAAAAGGUGCUACUUUAACUCAUCAUAAUGUUAUGAAUAAUGCUUAUUUUGUUGGUUUGAGAGCUGGAUAUAGUGAGAAAAAAACUAUUAUUUGUAUUCCAAAUCCUCUUUAUCAUUGUUUCGGAUGUGUAAUGGGUGUUUUAGCUGCAUUGACACAUUUACAAACUUGUGUUUUCCCAGCACCAUCUUUUGAUGCGUUGGCAGCUUUACAAUCAGUUCAUGAAGAAAAGUGAGAUUUUUUAUUGACAAAGGUUUUUUGAAAUUUGAGAUUUUUUAGAUGUACUGCGCUUUAUGGAACUCCAACAAUGUUUAUUGAUAUGAUUAAUCACGCAGAAUAUUCAAAUUAUAAUUAUGAUUCAAUUAGAUCUGGUUUCAUCGCAGGAGCACCUUGUCCAAUUACACUUUGUCGUCGUCUUGUUCAAGAAAUGCAUAUGACUGAUAUGCAAGUAUGUUACGGUACAACUGAAACUUCACCAGUUUCAUUUAUGUCAACACGUGAUGAUCCACCAGAACAACGAAUCAAAUCAGUUGGACAUAUUAUGGAUCAUUUAGAAGCUGCAAUUGUUGAUAAAAGAGGUUGUAUUGUACCACGUGGUGUGAAAGGAGAAGUUAUUGUUCGAGGAUAUUCUGUUAUGAGAUGUUAUUGGAAUAGUGAAGAACAAACUAAAAAAGAGAUAACUCAAGAUAGAUGGUAUCAUACUGGAGAUAUUGCAGUCAUGCAUGAUAAUGGAACUAUUUCAAUUGUUGGAAGAUCAAAAGAUAUGAUUGUCAGAGGUGGAGAAAAUAUUUAUCCAACUGAAGUUGAACAAUUUCUCUUCAAGCAUUCUUCUGUUGAAGAUGUUCAUGUUAGUUGAAUUUUUCACUAUUAAUAAGUUUGGGACUAAUUCAAUUAUCAUUAUAGAUUGUUGGAGUACCAGAUGAACGAUUUGGUGAAGUAGUUUGUGCUUGGAUUCGAUUACACGAAUCUUGCGAAGGAAAAACUACUGAAGAUGAUAUUAAGGCCUGGUGCAAAGGAAAAAUUGCGCACUUCAAAAUUCCUCGUUAUAUUCUCUUCAAAAAAGAACACGAAUUUCCGCUUACCGUAACCGGAAAAGUCAAGAAAUUCGAGAUUCGUGAACAAUCCAAAAUUGAGCUUGGACUUCAACAAGUCGUUUCGCAUUUUUCCGAACUCUAA